CUUGCUGCUAGUAAUAAAAAAAUUCCUUCCUUCUAGUCUUUUCCCUUCUCCCUCUCUUUCUCUCUCAUCUCUUUUCUUAAAACAACACUUCAUCGAAAAAAAAGAGAGGCGUUUUCCUCAUCCCGCAUAUACAUCCGUAAUAUACACAAUGCUCAAGGAUUUCAAGCGUCGCGUCAGCAGAUGUUACACGCCGUCACCAUCGACCCUUGAUACCAAGAAGAGGGACAGUACCAUGAAUGACAAGAAGCCCCCGCGCAUGAACAGCACCAACGGAAACAACAGCACCAACAACAGCAACAUGAGUAGCAAACGUAAGGAGAAACGUCCUCUUCAGCCAUCGCCCACGAUGGCCAGCAGUAUGACGACGGCGAUGGCACCAUCGCCAUCAUCUCCUCGUCUUCCCAAUAUGACUGGUGCUGGCGCAAGAGUAAUAAUGCAAGGCGCUAAUCGUAGCAACACCUCCAGCCUAUCGACCUUGUCAUUAUCAACGCCAUCCACUCCCACGUCACUCGCCAGCCCAUCACCUACACCCAAUCGACUGCAAUCAUCAUGUAGCUUGAUGACCAUCGGCAGUGAUCAGCUUCUGGACCACUCGCACUUGAAGCCAGGAGUCAAUGCCGAGCUGCUAUCGUACAACAAAACGAUCAACAUGUAUAGAGAAAAUGCCAAGAAGACCAACAAUUUGGAUAUCCAAUGUGACUUUGCCAUGUUUUUGGUCGAGGCUGCCAAACGCAUUGAAGUCCCGGAAGACGAAUUCGAUGACAACGAAGAAGACAACGACGAUGAAAACGAGGACAACCCUGGCAACAACAGCAACCAUCGUCGCGAUAGCAACAACAGCAGUAACGAUAGCAACGAUCAUGUAGACGAAGACGAAGACAACGAUACCGAUGAUAACAAUAACAAUGACGAUGUUCGUAGCUUUACGCCUUCAACAGCUUUCACGUCGAUCAGUGCGGCGGAACGAGCCAACCAGUACAGGAUGCGACAAUCUUAUCUGCUCGAAGCGGAGAAGCUGCUCAAGCAAGUUUCCCUGCGUGGCCAUAGCGAAUCACAGUUCUAUCUGGGCAACAUGUACGCAGCGGGAAUACUCCACAGAUCUGGCAAGCCAGAGUUCGACAAGGCAUUCCCUUUGUUUGUACAAGCAGCCAAACACCACAAUCCCGACGCGGCGUUUCGUACGGCCAAAUGCUAUGAAGACGGACUCGGGACCAAGCGUGACAGGACCAAAGCGUCGCAGUACUACAAGAAAGCGGCGUCUUUAAACCAUCCCGGCGCAAUGUAUCGCUUUGGACUGGCCGAGAUGAAUGGUGAAUUGGGUGUUACACGCAAUGUGCGCGACGGACACAAAUGGCUCAAACGUUCAGCCGAGGCUGCAACACCUCAGUAUCCACAUGCACUGCAUGAACUGGCACUGUUGCACGAAAAGGGCUUUGAUUCCGUCAUAUUCGCCGAUCCCGAAUAUGCUGUCCAUCUCUACACAGAGGCUGCCAGCCUGGGCUAUGCUCCCUCUGCCUUUCGCUUGGGCGAAUGCUACGAGUUCGGGCGCCUCCAAUGCAAGAUUGAUCCUACUCUGAGUAUCCAAUACUACAGUAUCGCUGCCAACCAGGAUCAUCCGGAGGCCUGCUUUGCCUUGACAGCAUGGUAUCUGAUGGGAACUGACACGCUGGAAUCGUCUGAGGACCAAGCCUUUGCGUGGGCGUACCGUGCAGCUUCAAUGGGCUUUCCCAAAGCAGAAUAUGCAAUUGGCUACUUUCAUGAAGUGGGUAUUGCCGUUCCAAAGGACAUGCAGGAAGCAAUUCGCUGGUACAUUACCGCAGCAGACAAGGGCGAAAAGCGUGCGGCCGCUCGUCUUCAUCAACUGCCUUCGCGGUAUCGAAGUAGCAUCCGUCGAUCGACAAGCGCCGUUGUCUCUGUGCCACCGCCACCGCCAUCCAUCCCUCACUCACCGUCGCGCUUUGUCCAGCACAGGGAAAGCUUCAUAAGCCGCGCAAAGGGACUUUUGGGAUCAAAAAAGGGAGGUGAAGAGCCCAUAGCUAACUUUGUCUAGCCAUUCUUCUUCCCAUCCUCAUUUUUUUUAGCGGCUCGCUUUUUGUUUUCGCACAUCAAUCGCAUACCCCCUUUCAUUUUCUUCGUAGUAGUCCCAUCCCACGAGAAAAAAAGCUUCUUGCCAUUUCCCCCCAAAAAACCCCCCUACGCGUUCCUUGCUUCUUACAUCUUACAUCUUACAUCUUACAUAUUAUUUACUUGUUUCUUCUCCCACCAGGCCCUAUCCAAUCACGCCAGUCUCGCGUACCCACUCAAUCUUUGCACAUGCAUUUUAUAUUCGUAUAGUAGAUAACCCCAUGGACCUGUAACCGUCUGUAAUUGGCCGCUUUGCAAAUAGCGCAUUUUCUAUAUCUUCAACUGUUCUUUUACUUUCCUUUUUUUCCCUAUCACUUCGUCCUAUGUAAUAACUCUCUUUUGUCUCGUUCUCUUUCUCAGACGCUAAAAAACGCAAGCCACUGUGCUACUAAUAAAACCAAACCACGUAUAUAUUAUAUGGAUC
Molecule: messenger RNA, 2548 nt
Organism: Zychaea mexicana
Lineage: Eukaryota; Fungi; Mucoromycota; Mucoromycetes; Mucorales; Lichtheimiaceae
Exons: 3
Coding region: 149-2050 (633 amino acids)
Molecular function (GO): protein binding
Source: RefSeq, a predicted model, not a curated record